Messenger RNA from Paramuricea clavata, 7246 nucleotides. The record is from the annotation of a GenBank genome assembly. Lineage: Eukaryota; Metazoa; Cnidaria; Anthozoa; Malacalcyonacea; Plexauridae.
GGUAAGAUUGUUUAUCAUGGAAGAGACAUUCCUGGUACUAACAUCGAGAACUUUUUACAAUACGCACUUUUACCAUACAACUCUCACAUUCCUGAACCACGAGGGCUCAACCUGUUUACAAAAGGACUAGUAGAAGUAGGGGUUAAUAAAGAUUUAAUUAAAAACGAGUAUUUAUUGACAAAAAUGGCAAAGGAGGAACAUGAAAUGCCACAAUCUGAGAGUGAUGUUGAAAGCAAAUCUGGUGAAGAGAACAGGGAAUCUGACAAGAGUGAUAAUGAAAGCGAAUAUGAUGAUAAUGAGGAUGAUGAUAAUGAGGAUGAUGGUGAGCCCGAGAGACUAGCUUGUAACCAUUGUGGAGAAGAGACUGGUCACAUUGUAUACUUAAUGAAGUGCCCAAGAUGUUCGUGGAAAGAUUUCUACUGGGGCAAAGACGCUCAAUGUAUGAUAUGUGAUGAACAGUCACCUCUACUGUUUUCGCAUGUCAUUGGUUUCUGCGAGGUAUGUUCGUAUGGUACGUCUAACAGCAAGGCGAGCGGAUUGGAGUUCACACCAAAAAUGGACAAAUAAAAGACCCAGCAGAUUGGACCAAACGUGACCUAGCGCGAAUGACUCCGGAAGCAAGAGAGGAUUAUGAACGUUUUAUAUUGAGCGAUAGACCGAAAUAUAUUCCAAUGAAGCCGGAAAAACUUGCAAACUUAUCCCCAGAAGAUAAACAAGAAUAUGAGAACUCUUUAAAAAUAACAAAAACACCUAGACGUUACGCUCUUAGAAGUAGACCUUACUAAAUUUUGUAAAACAUUUUGAAGAAAUAAAUUUAAAAACUAAAAUAUUGUGCAAAUUUUUGCCCGCAAAGCCCGCUCUUUCCGCCCGCGCGAAAAGAUCCGUGUACAAAUAUGUUGUACUUUAAUAUAUGCAUGUACCCGCAAAGCCACGCGCCUGAUUUUAAGGUAUACACCUGCGUUAAAAAAUAAUCCUUAUCUAUCCAUCGGGAUACACUUAGUUAUGCAAAUUCGUAUUACCUUAAUCCCCUUAAUUACCUACACGCCUCCUAAUGACUUAGCAACGCAUAACAACGCAACAUUUGCAAAGUUUAAAACAUGUUUAUUGAUACAAAUAACAGACGAUAGUGUCAAAAAGUAUUACAACUGUUUUAAUUCUUACUUCUACUCUUGAUAAGCUUUCUUAUGAUCAUCUUAACAGUAUAUAUGUGAUCAUCUUAACAGUAUAUAUGUAUGUAGGAGGAUUGCUAAAUAAUCUUGAACAUGUAAAUAUUGACCAUAACAACGACGUUGACAACUCGGGAUUAGGAACUGUUUAGUUUAAAAUAUGUCUUGAUUUUUGUAAGGAAAAGAUUCCUCGCUAUGGAACAUACGAAAAAUCCGUCAAUAUACAUGUGGAAAUUUAUCUCUUCCGAGCAAAGAUACGGCUAUAUAUUAAUUUCGAUAACAAUUUUGCCAUGCGAGGGACACAAACUGUUCAACACACAAAGUCUUUCAACCCCUUGUGCGACUGCACUCGCAAAAAUUCCUUCCAAUAAAUUGUAAGAUGUGAUUUUACCGUGUAGACACGCCAUGACUGAUGUGGAACAAAUACAGAACUAUGCCUGCUACAAAACACUUGUAGAUUUUAUACAGACACUUGUAUAAAAGUUCAUAGUAAGCCAAGAUUAAUCCCUAUUGUAUCACACACGUGGGGAGAACGCUAAAAAAUGCGUAGUCAGCAAGUUUCGCCCGAUCGUGUUUAAGCUCGCCCGCGUGACGUCAUUGCAUAUAAUUAUGACGUAUAUUAAUGAGUGACGUCAUCACUCCUCCUCACUCCUCCUCACUCCUCCUCACUCCUCCUCACUCCUCCUCACUCCUCCUCACUCCUCCUCACUCCUCCUCACUCCUCCUCACUUCUCCUCACUCCUCCUCACUCCUCCUCACUCCUCCUCACUCCUCCUCACUCCUCCUCACUCCUCCUCACUCCUCCACCACACUCCACCACCUCCACCACCGCAAAAAAGGGGCCCGAACGGCCUCUAUAUUACUACUUACUGCUAAAUUUGAUGGGUCUUCUACAUCAAUUUCCGGAAAUGAUGGAAUUGAAGCCAUCGUAAAUCGUACUGUAAUUUGCUAAUGAAAUCUCAUCCUUGUCGCCAUUGUUGUGAACACACUUUGUUAAUAAACCGCCAUCUUACAUUCUGCCCCCUGAGGCUAUAUCACGUGACUAGAAGAUCACCUGAUACUAAAAGGACACUACAGUUACCUGCAUUCAAGUCUACCCUAAUUAACUUGUACAUUACAAAGUUAUCAACAUACAGUCCUCCUGGUUGUUCCGGCUAAUUAUAGUCAUUCCUAAACUUGUUUUUGUCAUGUUAGUCUUAGGUAGGAAUAUGCACAGUAAAGCGCUUGUCGGAGUUAUGUAUAGAUCUAUCCGCAUGCUUUCUACGGCAAAGUGGUUGGAAAGUCUAGAGUCCCUGCUUAGUCAACUAACUGUCACAUGGGAUGGAAUGCUUAUCCUAACCGAAGACAUGAACAUUGACAUGCUUCAAGCUGAAAAUAGUUUAACAAAACAAUACCAAUGCAUGGUGGAUGUUUUUGGUCUUCAUCAAGUUAUAGAAAAACCCACACGUGUCACGAAAUCCUCUAAAACAUUGAUAGACCAUCUUAUUACUAACUUCCCACAAAGGAUUUCUGACACUGGCAUUAUUCCCUGCUCAAUGGACCAUUUGCAUUAUAGACUAAAUUUUGAUCUGGACAAAAAUUUCAUCACAGCUUAAAAGAGCAUCACAAAAUUAGUAAUAUUCCAAAGUUUCGUUGCGAAAUGUUGUAAAAUGCAGAUAAUAUAGCCUUGCGAAAUUUGCAAUUUUCAGUCAUUUUGUAUUACAAACGGGAAAUUGAUGCCCCAACACCCGAUUGGGCUGUCAAUUUCCCUUGCGUAAUACAAAAUGACUGAAAAACAGCAAACUUCGCAAGGCUAUAUUAUCCGCAUUUUACAACAUUUUGCAACGAAACUUUGGAAUAUUUCUAAUUUUGCGAUGCUCUUUCAAGCUGUGAUAAAAUUUUUGUCUAGAUCAAAAUUUAGUCUAUAAUGCAAAUGGUCCAUUGUCAGCGAUCAUGAUGGCAUUUACGCAAGUAUUAAUGUACGAGUUCCCAGGUUUGAAGCACGGCACAAAUAUAUACGGGAUAUUAAGUCUCUAAAUGAAAGUUUAUUUAUUGAGGAUUUCUCCACGUUACCUUUGUCUGUCAUAGCUUAUACUGAUGACCCAGACGAACAACUAGAAUCCCUAAACUCCCUGUUCGUUGAGUGUUUAGAAAGGCAUGCACCCUUGAGAAGAGUCCGAGUGACGCGUCCCCCGUCUCCAUGGAUGAAGUCUGCCAAUAUCCAAACUCUUCAAAAAGAAAGAGAUCAUUUAAGACAUAAAGCUCAUAAAAGCGACGCUUGUAACGGUGUAUGGACCGCUUUUCGACUUGUUAGAAACAACUUAAAGUCUGCAAUAAGAUCAGUACGGAAGGCAUUCAUCGAAAAAGCGCUGUCUUCUAACAAAUCACGCGAUAUAUGGAGAGUUAUCCACAGGAUUCUGAAGCCAAAUCCGAAGCCUCUUCGCGUAGACCCUGACGAACUAAAUACCCAUUUUGCCACCACGACAGAGAGAACACUCGAGGCCUCUGCUGUGUCUUUGAGUGACCUGACAAGCCUAACAGACAAUCUGCCUGAACAGAGUUCUAAUGGCGAUCAAUUUAAUCUGAAACCUGUCACCCAAGAGGAUGUCUUCAAAUGUAUACGUGCAUUACGCUCAGAUUGUUCCACUGGUGUUGAUAAUAUUCCAGCCAGAUUCGUCAAGUUGGUCGCGGAACAUCUUGCCUGUCCUCUAACUAGCAUAAUAAACAAAUGCAUUAGCAACGCAUAUUUCCCAAAGCUGUGGAAAAUAGCCAGAGUCUCCCCAAUUCCUAAAGUAGAAAACCCAACAUCCAAUGACCAGCGACGGCCAAUCUCAAUACUUCCAGUGUUAUCAAAGGUGUUUGAGAAAUUGGUUGCUGGACACGCUGCUACCUGAUCGCAUUUCAGGUUUUCGAAAGGGACAUUCGACAACAAGCGUCCUUUUGGGGAUACGAGACGAUAUUCGUCAUGCUAUGAAUAAAGGGGAAAUUACCUUGAUGGUCCUAGCAGACUUUAGCAAAGCAUUUGACACUAUUUGUUUUAAAAGCACCAUUGAAAAGUUUUAUAAGUUGGGCUUCUCAAAGACCUUCCUGAAGUGGUUGCUGAGCUAUUUAUCUGGUCGUUCCCAGUUUGUGCAGAUAGACGAUAAAUCUUCUUCUCGUAAACCAAUACAUUUUGGAAUUCCUCAAGGAUAAAUCCUGGGGCCAUUGAUUUUUAACCUCUACGUUCCUGACUUAAAUGACGUCAUUUCUUCUCAUACGAACUGUUAUCAGUAUGCAGACGAUACAACCUUGUAUAAUCAUUGUAAAGUGGCAGACCUCACGACUGGGGAAACGAGCAUGAAUAAAACCCUCACUAAACUUAGCAAUUGGUCACAAGGAUCGAAUCUGGCACUUAAUCCAACCAAGACAAAAUGUAUGCUGUUCACUACCAGUCAGAUGUCAACAUACCACUCCCUGUCAUCGCGCUUUCUGCAGCUUGCUGUUGAAGGGAAAGUAGUGGAACGAGUAAAAUCAACGAAACUACUCGGAGUACACCUAAAAGAGAAUCUAAAAUGGGACGCCCAUGUGAAACAUCUUGCCUCGACGUGCUAUGGCACCCUAGAAAAUCUCAGAAAAAUUAAGAACUUUACAACUUUCACCCUGAGAAAGCAUCUGGCUGAAAGCUUAAUUAUCUCUCGCUUAGACUUUAGUGACAUAGUAUUCUAUCCACUAACCGAACAUCUACUCAAUAGACUACAGCGAAUACAGUACUCAGCUGCUAGUUUUGUGACUGGACGUUAUGUAAAUAGUAUUGAAUCGAUUUUAAAAUUGGGUUGGUUACCCAUGCGAGAACGAAGGGACUGGUAUAUUCUUAAAGCCGCACAUAAGGCGUUAUAUAGUAGCGAUUGGCCUCUCUAUGUUAGCCUUGAAAGGUCUGAACACACGUGUUUUACGGUCUAAUGCUCAAGUCAAUUUAGUUAUACCUUUAGUUUCUAAUACCUUUCAAGAUUGUUUAGCUUCAUUAUUUAAUUCUCUACCAGCUGAUGUAAAAUCAUGCACAGAUCGUAGAGACUUCUCCAGACAAACUUUUAAUAUUUUAAAGUAACGCUGUCUCACUAUUUAAUUGUAAUGCUUAGGUCUAGGUUUGCAACUUUCUUACUAUUUCUUUAGAUAUUGUAGUAGUAGUUUUAUCAGGUGAAGAGCCAUUGUAUGGAAAUACUGAUAAUAAAUCAUUAUUAUUAUUAUUAUUAUUAUUAUAUAUGAUGAAGUUAAGUUUAUUAAUGUAUCUAUAAGCUCUUUAGGUGUAUUUGGUGAAUCGACGAAUACUUUAUUUGAUGUGCUCCAUGAUCUGAAGUACGACGAACAAUGUAUUAAAUAUGUAAAAAAGAAAAUAAUUGCUACUUGUAUUCGCAUGUCGUAUUAUAUAUUCUGUAGACGAAACAAAGACUGGAACAAACCAGAACUUUUAAACUUUUAACUAAAUUUAAAAGAUUUUCACAUGUAUAUAUAUUUUAGCUUUAAACUCAAUUCAAGUGGACAUCGAUAAGCUACCUUUUAUUAAGUGAGGUUUAUCAAUGUAUAUAUAGUAUAUCGUAAAUAUCUAAUAAAAAGUUUCCAUUAUUAUUAUUAUUAUUAUUAUUAUUAUUAUUAUUAUUAUUAUUAUUAUUAUUAUUAUUAUUAUUAUUAUUAUUAUUAUUAUUAUUAUUAUUACUCCAGCCAAGUGAUCCAAUCACAUUGCAAGAUCUAAAUUCAAAAAUCAAGCUUUUAAAUGACGCGAUAUACAGCUACUUUGCAAAUAAUUAUGGACAUACUGAAACUGUACCCGACAAAAAUAUGGUAGCUAAAUAUAAAGAGUAUACGGUUAAAGAGUUAAAGAAAGCUUUACAAAAGUUAAAAUCCAAAAAGGGUGAACUCAGUGAAAUUAAAUACGUAUCGCGUACAUUGCGUGACAGGCUCCGUAACAAUGGCAACGACGCCGAUGACUUAAAUGACAGUGAGUCGUUUAAUCACAACAAAUAUCUGGAACGAAGCUUUUGGGGCUAUGUUAAAAAUAUAAUCAAUAGAAAAGACGCAGUAUUACCAUCAUUUAACAUGACUGAUUGCCUUUCUUAUUUCUCUAAAUCUCUGGCUAAAAUUAAUCCUAACAAGCUAUUUGCAAUUCCCAGCUGGAUCCCAAAGUUAUCUGAUCCUGCAGUUCAAUUUAACCUUGACCCCCCGACCUAUCAACAAAUUACAAAUGUUAUACGCAAAAUGAAAUCGUCUGGUUCUCCUUGCCCUCUUGAUCAACUUUCUAUAAUAAGUUUCAAGCAUUGUCCUUAUCUGAGAACUUACCUUACUGGGCUAAUUCACGAUAUUUGGCUAUCUGGAACUGUCCCAACUGAGUGGAAAAGAGCAUGUACCAUACUAAUCCACAAGAAAGGCAACAAUAAUGAUCCUUCAAAUUUCCGCCCCAUAACACUCGAAUCCAUACCUUUAAAAGUAUUUACAUCUUGUCUCCGAAACGCAGUAUACUCCUUCCUCGCAUCUAAUAACUUCGUCGAACACAACAUACAAAAAGGCUUCACCCCCAACCUAUCUGGCACUCUAGAACAUACUGCACAAAUGGCUGAUAUUAUUAAUAAAGCUCGGAUCAGACAACGCUCUGUUGUCAUCACCCUACUUGAUCUUAAGAAUGCCUUCGGCGAAAUCCAUCACAACCUCAUUCAAUCCGUACUUGACUACCACCAUAUCCCUGAUCAUAUAAAAUUUGUUAUAAAAAGUUUAUAUACUGAUUUCCAAACCUCGAUAAUUACCUCUGAAUUCCGCACUCCUUUUAUGACAGUUGGCCGUGGCGUAUUGCAAGGAGAUUGCCUCAGUCCUCUUCUUUUUAACAUGUGCUUCAAUACGUUCAUUCAGCAUAUCAAGGCUGAAAAGUACCGUCAAUUUGGGUUUUCCUUCAAGUUGCUAAAUCCCAUCCAUUGGUUCCAGUUUGCUGAUGACGCGGCUGUAAUUACUGGCCAAGAAUCCGAAAACCAACAUCUAUUAAAUCGAUUUUCUAUCUGGUGCCAAUGGUCCGAUAUGAUUAUCCGAGUUGACAAAUGCAGUACCUUUGGCAUUAAAAAAGCGAUCACCAAAUCAGUUCA